CUCACAUAAUUUAAAAUAAUCAAAACAAAAUAGCAGGGAGCUGCGAGUCGAAUAGUUGAUCUGAGGUCUAGGCUUUAUUUAAUAAAUAUAAAUAUAAAUAUAAAUAGAAAAGUGUGGCCUCCUUCUCGAAAUCAUAGAACAGCUGCAGCAACAACAAAAUAUAAACAAAACAAACAAGCAGCGAGUUGCUACUUUUUUGCAUUUUUUGGCGCGAAUUUGUUUAUAACAAAUGAACGGAGCAAGAAAGUCAAAGUCUCUGAAAACUGUACGUCUGGGCGACCUAGUCUACGAUGAGCAGAAGAGGCUGCUGAUGCUGUGCCGCAGCUGCGAUAAUUAUUUUGUCAGAUUUCAAAUGUUCCAACAACAUUUGGUCGACUGCUCUGGCGUUAAACAUGUUGUGAACUCCACUGAUCAACUCAGCUACGUCGAGGAGAAGCAUGAGACGAGGUUAACAAAUGGAGGACAGGAGCUCCACAUUUACAACAUUGAAGAUGUGAGCAGCAGUGUCAUUGACUGGGAGGCAGAAUUGGAAGAUCCCCGUUGGUACGACGACGAGACGCGCUUAUCCGCGCUCCCCAAACCAAAGACAUCGCAUUCCAAAGAAAAUGUGGUGGGCAAAAGCCAAUUGGUCAUUGAGAAGACACCGCAGAUAGCAGCCGCAACGAGGACCAUAAGGCGUCGGCAAAGCCCGAUUCAUAAACAUCCAACCAAAAAGAUUAAGACAGAGGCUGUCAUUGUGCCCCAUGUAAUGGAGGACUUAAAGCGUCUGGUGGCCACUGACACGGAAGUCCAGCCGUCUCCAGCAGUUGCCAAUGGCAGUGUAGGCAAAGAAGCCACCACUAACACCACCCAACAGAUACUCAGCAAACUUCGGGCAUGUGGCGUCGAUGUGAAGCGUGCCAAGACUCAAGUGAUUCCCAUUCCUACAGUAGACCCCGAUUUGGCGAAAAAACAGAAAACACUCGAAAUAAUGCGUAAGUUGCAAUCAAAAGGAAUCAAGUGCACCAAAAUAAGAGGUGAAUGCAAUGCACCAAAAAUAACGGAGGAAUUCUCGACUCAAAAGCGAAGAGGGGAAUACCCUGAACCAAUAAUAAAAUUCCAUCCAAAGCAUAUUACAAAGGUGUACGAUGUACCCUUAAUGCAAGAUAAUCCGUGUUCGAUGAGAGCGGAAUCCAAUAUACCAAAAAUUACAAAGGAAUACUACAAUGCAUCAAAAAUAAAAAAGCUGUCCUAUGCACCAUAACAAAAAAGGCUAUUACUCUUAGUUGUAUGCUUAUGCUUGUGUAUUAUUAUCUAAUAUAAAUGCAUCCUGGGCUAUACAUAAAGCAUACAUCCAUGUAGAUAAAGUCGAACUAGUAUCUAGUAUUAGCGUAGCGGCAGAAAUUAUACUGUGAAAGUAUAAACUGAGGAGUAGGUAUAUUUAUGGUCUAUUGGUAUAUACAUAUGUAUAUGUACGUAUAGCCUGGUUUGCCAUGUAUACUGCAUGUUCAAUGCAUCAUGUAAAUGAAUUUUUUUGGAGUUAAAUUUACUUAAAAAUUCAGAAAUGACAUGUCAGAAAAUUCCAACUGAAGAUAUAGGAUAAUAUGAAGCCAUUGCGCUCCACAAUAACUCGGGAGCUGUCAGAUUUGUAUGGACAUAUGUGCAUAAUAAGUAACCUAAAAUCCAUCUGUCCGAUUUCUAAAUUUGAAGUGGGUAACAAAAAAAAGGAGACCUUUGUGGCACAAAUUUUAAUUCAAACUAGAUUGUCCAACAAAGGUGAUUUUUUACAAUUUUCCAUGUUAUGGCAGCGCUGUCAUUUGCCCGCAAAAUUCAAUAAUCAAAUUAUUGAGACCCCAGAAAAACAAUAUUUCGUAGAGCAAACAAACGAAAUGACAAGAUGAAUAGUUUAACACACAUUUUUAAUGUAUUGUGCAAAAGUUAAAAGUACUUAAUAAUACAUUUCUACAUAAACAGAAUAUACGUAUAUUAAAAGCAUAAA
Messenger RNA from Drosophila miranda, 1978 nucleotides. RefSeq lists its product as uncharacterized. NCBI's taxonomy places the organism in Eukaryota, Metazoa, Arthropoda, Insecta, Diptera, Drosophilidae. The transcript is spliced from 3 exons. The record is from RefSeq and is a predicted model, not a curated record. Bases 230 to 1243 code for a protein of 337 amino acids.